AUGCGACUCUUGGCAUCGUUGUUCCUGCUGACGACGGGUCUUGUCGCUGCGCAACAGCCACAGAUACCUCUAUCACACGAGAAACACACGACCGAGCCUCAUCGGAUAGCCAUCAUCGGAGGGGGUGCAGGAGGUGCAUCGACCGCGUAUCACCUAAAGCAAUUCGCUGAAGCCUCGGAAUACGAUGUACCGCUGGAUAUCACACUGUUUGAGAAAGAGUCACGCAUAGGUGGCCGGACCACAACCGUCAACGCGCUGAAUGACUCGGCAUUUCCGGUCGAACUGGGUGGAAGUAUAUUCGUCAAGAUCAACCACAUCCUCUACAAUGCCACGCGUGAUUUUGGUCUUGAUAUCAAGUCCAGAGCCUUUGAAUCGCGGCCAGACUCUGACUACGAUCUAGGCGUUUGGGACGGCAAGCAAUUCGUAUUCAAGCAGAGUAGCAGCGAUGGGAGGUGGCAGGGCUACUGGGAUAUCGCGAAACUGCUGUGGAAAUAUGGCCUGGCACCUAUCCGGACGAGAAACCUUGUCAGCACUGUAAUUGGGAAGUUUUUAAGGUUCUACGAAGAGCCGCUGUUUCCGUUCAGCUCCCUUCAGGGCGUGAUUGAAGAAGCCGAGCUCUUGGAGCAUCUGAGUGUCAGUGGGAAGGAAAUGCUCGAUGCCUAUGGCGCCGGCGGGGCUUUUGGGAACGACAUCGUGCAGGCUUCGACGCGUGUCAACUAUGCUCAGAAUCUCGAUCAAAUACACGGCUUAGAAACGCUUGUCUGCAUGUCCACCGACGGAGCCAUGGCGGUCGAAGGAGGCAACUGGCAGAUCUUUGACGAGGCCGUGAAACGCUCCGGUGCAAAGGCUCGCUUGAACACUACAGUACUGGAAGUGCGGAAAGAUACUGCUGGCAGCAAUCCCACAUAUUCCUUAACCCUGUCGAACGGCUCGUCAUCUGGACCAUAUGAUGCAGUGGUGCUCGCUGCGCCAUAUCAGUUCGCAAAUAUCUCCUUCGAGCCUGCCUUGACCCAUAAACCGUUUCCGGUCGACUACGUCUCACUCCACGUCACACUAUUCACUUCGCCUCAUGUGCUUUCGCCCACCUUCUUCGAUCUCCCAGCCGACAGCCCUGCGUCCGUCCCGUCUACUAUACUUACCACACUCCAGACUUCCUCUGACGCUACAGCCGGCGAGUCCCUCACCUUCUACUCAAUCUCAAGCCUGCGUACCCUUCACCCGUCCCAGAGCCACCACGCCAACGUCACCUCCCCACAACACCUCUACAAAAUCUUCUCGAGCGCGCCCCUCAAAGCAUCCUUCCUCUCACGCCUCCUCAGCUUUCCCCAUACUAGUCCCGUUUACGAAGUCGAUGAGGACCCAAUCUCAGCAAUCUCACACUCCGAUAUUUCGUGGUCAUUAGAGAAAGUCUGGCACAGCUAUCCAUACGAGGUGCCACGAACAGAGUUUGAGCACAUCAGGCUCGAUGGCGAAGAAGUCGGCCACGGACGCGGCGUGUGGUAUACGAGCGGGAUCGAGAGCUUUAUCUCCACCAUGGAGACGAGCGCGUUGAUGGGGAAGAACGUGGCUGCGCUGAUUGUUCAGGAGCUGGCAGAUGGCUUCGAGUACUAA
Messenger RNA from Cyphellophora europaea CBS 101466, 1611 nucleotides. RefSeq lists its product as uncharacterized. The transcript has a single exon. Bases 1 to 1611 code for a protein of 536 amino acids. Gene Ontology annotation, molecular function: prenylcysteine oxidase activity. Gene Ontology annotation, biological process: prenylated protein catabolic process; prenylcysteine catabolic process. Lineage: Eukaryota; Fungi; Ascomycota; Eurotiomycetes; Chaetothyriales; Cyphellophoraceae. The record is from RefSeq and is a predicted model, not a curated record.